Messenger RNA from Caenorhabditis sp. 36 PRJEB53466, 2446 nucleotides. The record is from the annotation of a GenBank genome assembly. Lineage: Eukaryota; Metazoa; Nematoda; Chromadorea; Rhabditida; Rhabditidae.
AUGCGAGUGGUGAGUCAUAUCACGUCUUGCAAAAGUAACAAUAGAAUCAUUUUCAGCGUGGCGGCUGCAGGAUGCCCGUCACACGUGCCACCUUCACCAUCCUGGUCGGCAUUCUGUUCGGUUUCUCGGCCACCUACUAUCUGACCGCCCUCAAAGCGCUGACCGAUCCGAUCCUUUGCGGAGCCGACCAACAACUUGCCGUCGAUGAUCUCGAUAUUGUGCAUCUGAGCGCCGACGCGGACGUCUUCACGCGAUCACAGAACCUUCCCGGACAUCGGAGGGGUCUGAUCCUUGUCGCCAUUAUGACUGCGGCCAAAUACGUCGACACACGUGCCUACAACGUGUGGAAGACGUGGGCUCAGCACAUUCCGGGUCGCGUUCUGAUCUUCGUCGCCGAGGGCACCGAAUCUAUUCACGAGGACAUGCCGUUGAUUCGUUUGAAGGGAGUCGACGACACGUAUCCGCCGCAGAAAAAGAGUUUUGCGAUGGUGAAGUGGCUGGCGGAGAACAUGGCCGACGAGUACGAUUGGUUCCUGCGAGCAGACGACGACCUCUACAUCAGAGGAGAAGAGCUCGCCGCCUUCCUCAGAUCCGUCGAUUCGUCGAAGGCGCACGUCAUCGGACAGGCGGGACUCGGCAACAGUGCGGAAUACGGACUGCUCGCACUCGGAUCGACGGACAACUACUGCAUGGGCGGGCCUGGAAUCGUGAUGAGCCGAGAGACUUUGCUGUGAGUUUCGACGAGUCUUUCAGAUCUUGUCGGUGCUUUGAGUUCAAUUAUUAUUUUCAGAAAAGUGUCUCCGCAUCUGGAGUCGUGUCUCCAACAUCUUCUGACGUCGCACGAAGACGUUGAACUCGGUCGAUGCAUUCGGAAGCACGCGGGCGUCGCCUGCACGUGGAACUACGAAAUGCAGAAGCUGUUCCACAACAAUCAGAGUGCCAUCAAAGAGUCGUACGCGAAGAAUAUGAAGGAGUUGAAGGACGCGAUCACGCUGCAUCCGAUCAAAGACCCGGCGGUGAUGCGGAAGGUGCAUCUCCGCAAUCGGGAGAUCAAACUGCGCGAGACGCGUGCCAAGCGCAGUCUUCUGCACUCCGAACUGAGCACCGCCAAGGCGCAGACGCUGGUGAGAAUGACGCCGAAUCGAACGAUUGAUUUGACGCCGUGGGACUACAUCAACAACAACAAGAUUCUGUUCUGUGCGGACCGAGUCAAUUGUCCGCGGCAUACGGUGGAUUUGAGCAUCCGGACGGAGAUGGCCGACACCAUCACCCAACUCUUUGACGAAUUCAACACGAACGCCCGCCAACGUGGCCGUGUGCUUCAGUUUCAGAGCCUUCAAUACGGAUACAUGCGGGUCGAGCCGACGAAAGGCGUCGAUUACGUGCUCGACAUGUUGCUCUGGUUCAAAAAGUUCCGUCCUCCGAACCGAACGACCAUCUCUGUCCGCCGACACGCGUACGUUCAGCAGACGUUCGGGCGGCUCCGAAGUCUUCCCGAGUCGAUCUUCCGAUCAAACAUGCGCGCCAACUCGACGCUCAUCGAAGAUCCGACCCUUCACAUGGUCAUGCCUUUGCGAGGAAGAGCGGCCAUUUUUGCUCGUUUCGCUCAACAUCUGAAGAGCAUUUGUGCGCGAGGCGGCGACGAUUUGGCGGUCUCGCUGACAAUUGUGUUGUAUUCGAGUGAAGAUGAGAUGGAGAAUAGGUGAGAAAAUCUUUCCAGUGCUCGAAACGAUCGACAAAUUUCAGAGAAACGAUCGAGAUGCUCCGUGCGAGUGCCAUUCCGGUUGCGGUCAUCGAAAUGGGCGACGUGGCGUUCUCCCGUGGAGUGGCUCUGAUGCGCGGUGCGGAGACGCUUCCAGCCAACGCGCUGCUCUUCUUCACGGACGUCGACAUGUUGUUCACUUGCGACGCGCUCAAAAGAAUCAAGUCGAACACGAUUCUGAACGCGCAGAUCUACUUCCCGAUCGUCUUCUCGGAGUUUUCACAUGAGAGCUGGUCGGAGAACGAUAAGCUGCUCGCAGAUGCGUUCCAUUACGGACGCGGUCGUGGAUAUUUCAGGCAUUUCGGAUACGGUCUUGCUGCCAUGUACAAGGUGAGCGACACGUGCGAACAGAUUCGGACAAUAGCGAGGUUUCAGGCGGAUCUGAUAGAUAUCGGAGGAUUCGACACGAAGAUUGAGGGGUGGGGCAAAGAAGAUGUGGAUCUGUUCGAGAAGGUGAGGACUCUGAAAGACCCUGUGCCUUCUAGAACUUUCCUUUUUCAGGCCAUCAAAAACGGACGUCUCCGAGUGAUUCGCUCGCCGGAACCGGGCCUCGUCCACAUUUAUCAUCCGAUUCAUUGCGACGAGAACAUGCCGACGUCCCAGAAGGACAUGUGUCACGGCUCGAAAGCAGCCAGUCUGGCGUCGAUCGACACGCUCGUCGAUCAGAUUGCACAGUACACAUAG